Molecule: messenger RNA, 2620 nt
Organism: Cajanus cajan (pigeon pea)
Lineage: Eukaryota; Viridiplantae; Streptophyta; Magnoliopsida; Fabales; Fabaceae
Product: exocyst complex component EXO70A1
Biological process (GO): exocytosis
Cellular component (GO): exocyst
Molecular function (GO): phosphatidylinositol-4,5-bisphosphate binding
Source: RefSeq, a predicted model, not a curated record
GGGACACGAGGCAUGAGACGUUACCGAGUCGGAAAGUGUAUAGCAGACAGCGUGGAAAACUGGUGACAGCAGUCUUCGCAAGUGACGUGUUUGCAGCUAGCUGUGUUCAUAGCAUAACCACAGAACCCAAAUCACAAACAGAGCAACACAGAACAAAGAGAUGGGAAUCUCUGUUGUGAGUAGCGAUUUACUGAGUCAGAAAGCUUCAGCCAUGAGAGACUCUCUGGAGAAAAGCCAAACCAUCACACACGACGUCGUUUCGAUUCUCGGCUCCUUCGAUCACCGCCUCUCCGCCCUCGAAACCGCCAUGCGCCCUACCCAGAUCAGAACGCAUUCUAUUAGGAAAGCUCACGAGAAUAUUGAUAGGACUUUGAAGACUGCUGAGGCUAUAUUGGCUCACUUUGAUCAAUAUUAUCAGGCAGAAGCCAAAAUAGUUAAAGGACCACAUGAAGAUGUGAAGAACUAUCUUGAAGCAAUUGAUCAGCUGAGAAGAAACAUUAGAUUUUUUGGCAAUAAGAAGGGUUUUAAGAGUGAUGAUAGUAUUGUCAUCCAUGCCAAUAAUUUGAUAUCCGAAGCUAUUUCUAAGCUAGAAGAUGAGUUUGAGCGGCUAUUAUCAUCUUACAGUAAACCUGUUGAACCUGAGCGCCUCUUUGGUUGUCUUCCAAACUCAAUGCGGCCUUCAUCACCAGGUCAUGAUGGUGAUCCUAAUGGAAAGAAUCAUUCUCCUAAUCUCCAUUCGGAGGCACAUAAAAAUAGUGCUGAUGCUGUUUUAUACACACCUCCUGUUCUUAUACCACCAAGAAUUUUGCCAUUGCUCAAUGAUUUAACCAAGCAAAUGGUUCAAGCUGGUCACCAACAACAGUUGCUUAAAAUAUACAGAGAUACCCGUUCUAAUGUAUUGGAAGAAAGUCUGCAAAAGCUUGGAGUUGAGAAACUCAGCAAAGAUGAUGUUCAAAAGCUACAAUGGGAGGUUUUAGAAGCCAAAAUUGGAAACUGGAUUCAUUUCAUGCGUAUUGCUGUCAAAUUGUUGUUUGCUGGUGAACGGAAAGUCUGUGAUCAGAUAUUUGAAGGAUUUGACACACUUAGUGAUCAGUGUUUUGCUGAAGUAACUAUAAACAGCAUUUCCAUGCUGCUUAGUUUUGGAGAAGCAAUUGCCAAAAGCAAGAGGUCACCUGAAAAGUUAUUUGUACUUUUGGACAUGUAUGAAAUAUUGCAAGAGAUCCAUUCAGAGAUUGAUAUGCUCUUUAAAGGCAGAGCUUGCACCAAAAUAAGAGAAGCUGUAACGGGUUUGACAAAACAGCUUGCACAAACAGCCCAGGAGACCUUUGGAGAUUUUGAAGAAGCAGUUGAGAAAGAUGCUACCAAGACUGCAGUGACUGAUGGAACUGUUCAUCCUUUGACAAGCUAUGUGAUUAACUAUGUGAAGUUUUUAUUUGACUAUCGCUCUACCUUAAACCAACUUUUCCAAGGAAUUGAAGGUGAAGGCUCACAGCUAGCGUUAGUGACAUUGCGAAUAUUGCAAGCUCUUCAAAUCAAUUUAGAUGGAAAAUCAAAGCAAUAUAGAGACCCUGCUUUGACACACUUAUUUCUCAUGAACAAUAUUCAUUAUAUUGUCAGAUCAGUUCGGAGGUCUGAAGCAAAGGAUUUGUUGGGAGACGAUUGGAUUCAACGGCAUAGGAAGGUUGUGCAGCAGCAUGCCAAUCAAUACAAAAGAAUCGCUUGGGCAAAGAUUCUUCAGUCCCUCUCUAUUCAGGGCCUCAUCUCCUCAGGUGGUGGUAGUAGCACUGCUGGUGCUGAUGGGAGCAGUAGUGGCGCUUCAAGAGCAAUUGUUAAAGACAGGUUUAAGACAUUUAAUACUAUGUUUGAGGAACUUCAUCAGAAACAAUCUCAGUGGACAGUACCAGACACAGAGUUGCGAGAGUCUCUUAUUCUUGCAGUUGCUGAAGUCUUGUUGCCUGCCUAUAGAUCAUUUGUGAAACGAUUUGGGCCACUAGUGGAGAAUGUAAAGAGUACUCAGAGAUACAUCAAAUACACUGCUGAAGAUCUGGAGCGAAUCUUGGGUGAAUUUUUUGAAGGAAAAAGCAUAAAUGAUUCUAAGAGGUAAUCGGGGCUUUGUUGUCAUCUGCUUCAUGGUAUUUAGAGGUUAAUAGGGUCUGUAUUUUACAAUAGCAUAUAUGGACUUUCAAUGCCCCUUUUUUUUUAAUCUCUUUUGAGGUGCAUAUAUGUAAUAAGGGAUUGGUGCCCAUCAAAUUUCAAGCGAGUCCAUUCCAUUUAUCAAAUGUUUUGAUUAGUGAUGCUCGUGACCCCACCUCGGUGAGUUCAAAGUUCAUAAAACAUUUAAGUAUAGGAGGGGUUUUUAUGGAAGUAAAGAGUUAUUGUAUUGGAUAGAAUAAAAGAUAUAUAAAAAAGAUACAAGCUAUAUUUACAAAAGAGAUGAGCAUGAAGCUACAAUUGGAAUAGGAUCUGUUGUGAUGUUGGGCAAGAAGUGUUGUCUCGGUGGCGUGUGUUGUGUUUAUCACGAACUCAGGAAAAUUACGGUGGUGACACCUAUAAGAACUGGAUGGCAAAAUUGGUGUUUGUGUAAAGUGAUUGCAAGAAUAGAAAUAGUUAUUUGAAUUCC